Molecule: messenger RNA, 576 nt
Organism: Nakaseomyces glabratus
Lineage: Eukaryota; Fungi; Ascomycota; Saccharomycetes; Saccharomycetales; Saccharomycetaceae
Gene: SEC72
Product: Sec63 complex subunit SEC72
Molecular function (GO): protein binding
Source: RefSeq, a predicted model, not a curated record
AUGGCUUUGGUAUAUGAUGAAAACAGCAAGAAGAUAUCGGUAGACACUGAAGAAGAAUCAGUUUUAAUAAAUGUCGAGCAAAUUAACAAAUUGACACAAGCACUUAUUGGUACAAACAAACCAAAUCUGACACCGGAACCUAGCAAUGAAUCUACGAAGAUGAUUCAAAACUUGUUUGAAAAUGGUGCACAACACGCUAAGAUGAAGAAAUUUCCUGAAGCCUUGAAGAGUGUGACACUAGCCAUCGAGAUGGCUCAGAGAAAAAGAACUCCAUGGGAAGCAUUUGCAGUUCAACUAAAUGAGUUACAUUAUCUAAUGCGUAAUAAGGUUGACCUGUCUCUGACACAGCAGAGAUACUUGGAAGCUCUACAAGAUUUGGAGUUUCUUCUCAACACUGCUUUGAUUCACCCAGAAACUUUCAUUAGAAAAUGUGAUGCUUUAGUCAAUCUAGGUCAACUCGAAGAAGCCCGUAUUACAUGUGAAAGAGGUCUAAGUUUAGCACCAGAAGAUACAAAAUUAAAGGCCAUGAUGUUUGAAAUAACUAGAAGAUUGGCAGAUUACAACGGCGAGAUCUAA